Molecule: messenger RNA, 1751 nt
Organism: Panthera uncia (snow leopard)
Lineage: Eukaryota; Metazoa; Chordata; Mammalia; Carnivora; Felidae
Gene: KTI12
Product: KTI12 chromatin associated homolog
Exons: 1
Coding region: 103-1167 (354 amino acids)
Source: RefSeq, a predicted model, not a curated record
AGAGAGGGACAGGAAGUGCACUUUGCCCUUCCGGUUUGCGCCGGAGAGUUCAGCAACCCGGAAGUGACGCUACCCGGUUGCACAUGGCCGCGUCCCGUAAGGAUGCCGCUCGUAGUGUUUUGCGGGCUGCCAUACAGCGGCAAGAGCCGGCGGGCGGAGGAGCUCCGUGGGGCGUUAGCGGCCGAGGGCCACGCGGUGUAUGUAGUGGAUGACGCGUUGGUGCUGGGUACGGAGGACGCGACGGUGUAUGGCGAUUCGGCCCGUGAGAAGGCGUUGCGCGGGGCCUUGCGAGCCGCAGUGGAGCGGCGCCUCAGUCGCCACGAUGUAGUCAUCCUCGACUCGCUUAACUACAUCAAGGGCUUCCGCUACGAGCUCUACUGCCUGGCGCGGGCGGCGCGCACUCCGCUCUGUCUGGUAUAUUGCGUACGGCCGGGCGGUCUAAGCGGGGGACCUCGGGUGGCUGAUGCGGUGGACCACCGAGGCCUGAACCUCAGUGUGAGUUGGAGGCCGCGUACUGAGGAAAGAGGGAGACCUCUGGCGGUGGGCACCCCUGUCCUCAGGGAACCACAAGCAGUGGACUCUGUAGCAAGUGGGAGAACCCAAGCAGUUGUACCUAAGGAACUGGAGCCGGAGGAAACCGGGGUGCCAGAUCUUCCAGCUCCUGUGACUUCAGAAUUUGAUACAUGUGAAAAGCGUAUGGUCAGUACCUUUUACUCUCCUGAACUUAUGGAGGCCCUAACGCUGCGCUUUGAGGCUCCCGACUCUCGGAACCGCUGGGACCGGCCCCUGUUCACCUUGGUGGGCUUAGAGGAGCCAUUACCCCUGGCAGAGAUACGGGCUGCCUUGUUUGAGAACCAGGCUCCCCCACCCCAUCAGUCUACACAGUCCCAGCCCCUUGCCUCCGGCAGCUUUCUGCACCAGUUGGAUCAGGUCACCAGCCAGGUGUUGGCAGGACUGAUGGAAGCUCAGAAGCGCGCGGUCCCUGGAGACUUGCUUAAGCUUCCUGGCACCACGGAGCACCUGCAGUUUACCCGGCCUUUGACCAUGGCAGAACUGAGUCGCCUCCGUCGCCAGUUUAUUUCCUACACUAAAAUGCAUCCCAACAAUGAGAACCUGCCUCAGCUGGCCAACAUGUUUCUGCAGUAUCUGAGCCAGAGCCUGCACUAAACAGAGGAGGUGUGGGGGGAAAGCCCUGGCUCCUUGUCUAACCUCCACUGCUCUCUGUGUUUCUUGAUAAAGUAAUCUGAAGGUCUACAGAGCAUGUUGAUGUGUCGUACUACAGCUUUUGUGACUGAUUUUACUCACAUUUUCCUCUGAGUGCCUCUGUUGUGACAGGCCUUGAGUUACAGCAUAAAUUGAGACUAGAGAAAAUGGAGAACUGGCUUGGAGGAUCUUGGCAAAUUUCUCCAGGGACAGAGCUCAGGUGGACAGGAUUUGUUUAGAUUGGGUUCUGCCUGUGGUGUCACGCACCCAGGAUUUCCCCCAUCUGAAUUGUAGGAGAGCAGACUGGAUGGAUGAAUUUUUUUUUAAACAAUUGUGAGUGGAAACUGAAGAUGAGACAGUUCUGCAUCUGCACUGGCCUUUCUUUCAUACCACAGUUUUUAAAGUACUGUGUCUGCUUUUUGCUAGUCUGUCCUGGGGCCAGGGGUCACCGAUAAAUCCACUGGUUUCUGUCCUUGGGAAGCUUUGGUUCUAGUGGAAGCAAAAGACAUAACUUAGAGUUUACAUCUAAUAAAAUCUUUUAGAAGAAA